Sinocyclocheilus grahami is the source of this 1057-nucleotide messenger RNA. RefSeq names its product complement C1q-like protein 4. NCBI's taxonomy places the organism in Eukaryota, Metazoa, Chordata, Actinopteri, Cypriniformes, Cyprinidae. Gene Ontology annotation, molecular function: protein binding. Gene Ontology annotation, cellular component: synapse. The record is from RefSeq and is a predicted model, not a curated record. The transcript is spliced from 4 exons. Bases 46 to 726 code for a protein of 226 amino acids. Gene Ontology annotation, biological process: maintenance of synapse structure.
CUUCCACUGAGACUCAAAAGGCAGAAACAGAAACAGCUGUGAAACAUGAAAGGGCAAGGUGUUGUGCUGCUCUGUGUGUUGCCGCUGGUGCUGGGCCAGGAAAAGGACUUCAGCUGGGAUGGACCAGGACAAACCCUUGCUCCAGAUCCCAUCAACCCAUGCCUGACUGACCAGAACUCAUGUGGUUGUUGUGUGAUGCAGAAGAAAAAAUGGGAGUUAGAGCAAUAUUUAAACUCUAGUAUGAAUACAUUGGAGGAUUUGCUGGCCAGAGCACAAAACACACUGAGAAACAUCAGAGACAACCGAGUGGCGUUUUCUGUGGGUCUAACUGACAGGAGACGUUGCAUUGGUCCGUUGAGGACGGUGACAAAUCUGGUCUAUCAAAGCAUCUUUAUCAACAUUGGAGAGGCCUAUAACUCAUCCACCGGUGUGUUCACGGUUCCACGGUCAGGCGUGUAUAACCUGGCAUUUACUGUUUUCAGCGAUGCAGGCUCACCAGGCGCAUCGCUGGCUGUUUGUGCCAGUAUCAGGAAGAAUGGUGUGGCUCUAACUGCACUUAGGGAGAUUUAUGGACAAGACCAGGAGGACCAGGCCACUGCCGUCCUGCUUGCGCAGCUCAGCGCAGGGGACCAUAUUACCAUCGGUCUCCAGGCUGGCUGCUGGAUCUGUGAUGAUCAGAAUCACUAUAACACAUUUAGUGGUUUUCUGUUGUAUGCUACAGAGUGAAGCACACACACACAGACUUUAAAAUUAUAUUAGUGAGGAGCUCUUAGAGAUGUAGUGGGUUUCAUACAAAGAUCAUAAAUUCUAAACCUAAAUAUCACACAAACCUGUUGACAUUAUUAGAUUUGAAGCAAAACUUGAUUUGGUAAAUGUAUCAGCAUUUUUGUGAAAACCACUUUAAAUGAAGUUGGUUUUCAACAGGUUUUACUAUACUUUCUUUUUAAAUGUUUGACACCGAACCGUAUAAACAAACCUAGACACAAACACAUAUGGAUUGUAAGAUAAUAGAAUGUUGCAAAAGGCACAGAUGUUGAACUAAUAUCAAUAAAAUGUU